Molecule: messenger RNA, 858 nt
Organism: Stegodyphus dumicola
Lineage: Eukaryota; Metazoa; Arthropoda; Arachnida; Araneae; Eresidae
Product: probable ATP-dependent helicase PF08_0048
Source: RefSeq, a predicted model, not a curated record
AUGAUUCCUCUUGAUGUCAUUAUUGGAAUAGACUUUUUGCAACAAACUCGAUUUACAUUUGAUAAAGAUGUUCAACAUAUCAUUACUCCUCACAACCCACACGAAGUUAAAACUGCUAAGGAAGAUUUUCAGAAAAUAACAGAAAGUGAAAAUCAGUUGAAGAAAACAAGUAAGGAAAAUAAUGAUGAUGCACAUGACGAUUCAGAAUUGGAUUUAGAUGAUGACACUUUGAUGGGUUUGGAUUUGGAUGAUCACGAUGACAAAGAUGAUGCUGAUACCAAUCAUGGAGCUCAUGACGAUGAUGUUGAUGAAGACGGUGAUGACGAAGACGAAGAUAUGGAUCAAGAUCAUGAUAUUGAUGAUGACGACAAUCAUAACACUAAUGAUGCUGAUGAUGAUGAUGGCACUCAUGAAGCUAAUGAAGAUGAUGUUAAUGAUGUUGAUCAAGAUGACGUUGCUGUUGUUGAUGAAGAUCGUGUCAACGAAGAUGAUGUUGAUGUCAACGAAGGUGAUGUUGAUGACAACGAAGAUGAUGUUGAUGACAGUCAUGAAGCUAAUUGUGAUGAUGAUGUCGAUAAUGAUCCAAAAGUGCAGAAUACUGCAGAAACUGUGAAACAUGAACUGAAUCAAUUUGAACACGCAUGUGCUGAUCAAGCAAACGAGAAAACACCUAAAACACCUGCUAAAAGUGCAGAAAUUCCCAAAGAACAGAAAAAUAAUCUAAGGAAACAACUUGUCUCUGACAUUCCAGUUGAAGUUUUUGAGGCAAAAAAGAAUGCUGAAAUAUUUGGAAGAAAAAUUACUGUUUCAUACACUUUAUCCGCUUCACACCCAAAGAUACGCAAGAAGAGAGCCUGA